AUGCUUGAGCUUGAGGAAGAUAGCCAUGCUGAGGACGCCAUUCACGACGCCGGCUCAAUCUGCCCCCCUCUUGUUUCCCACAAUGUUACUCCUCAGCAUUUCUCAGGUAAUGGACAGCCCCAUAAUUCUGAAAAUAACGCCAACAAUCGUGGAACUUCGCAGAAUCGUGGCAAGAAAAACAACCGCGGUCGCAGCGGCGGCAACCGCAACAACCGCGGUGGCAGCGGCAAUGGACAAAGCAGCGGCGGGGGCAGCCGCACCACUGCACAGCCGCAGCAGCAGCAGCAAGGCCUCGCUGCCCCGUCGUGGUAUUAUCCACCAUGGGCAGCUUGGGGGCCACAGCCGUGGGCCACCCCACCUUGUCCCUAUCCUACGGCGGGAUGGCAGCAGCCCCGUGGCGGGCAGCAACCGCGUCCAGCUCCCUCGCAGCAGGGAGUUCUUGGUCCUCGUCCUCCACAGUCGUUCUACUCGUCAGCCUCGUCAUCACAUGGCGGGUAUGCGCCCACAGAUAUUGAUCAAGCUAUGCACACAAUGUCGUUGAAUCCGCCCGAUGACAGAAUUGGUACAUGGACACCGAGCCACAUCUCAUAUGACCAACUCCCAAGGAUUUACAGACGGGGAGCAAACUCAUGAGAUGUGAGAGUUCGGGUGAUCUUUAUCCAUUCUUCCCAAAUUUUCGAGCCAUCUCGCCAUUCGCACCAUCUCGCUUUUAGUGUCAUCUCUCCUCAUAUCCGGC
Messenger RNA from Lycium ferocissimum, 736 nucleotides. RefSeq lists its product as uncharacterized. NCBI's taxonomy places the organism in Eukaryota, Viridiplantae, Streptophyta, Magnoliopsida, Solanales, Solanaceae. Bases 1 to 633 code for a protein of 210 amino acids. The record is from RefSeq and is a predicted model, not a curated record. The transcript is spliced from 2 exons.